CUUCAAUAGAAAGCACUAUUGCUGGACAACUUUGCAGUCCUUGAUCGUGCAAUGAUCGAGCACAAUCUUCUAAGUGCAAGCAAACUAUACACUAAUAUAAGCAGGGUAAGCAAAGACACUCAUAUGACUAUGUUAUGAAAAUGAUGGCCUAUUUAGAUUUCUAUUCGAGCAGUUGCUGCAGCUCAUGAUGGAUUGAAGGCAAGAGAGUUACUGAAAGAGAGCCCCAUAACAUAGACAUCAUUCUAUCAUAUGAUGGAUUGAACCAUGGAUAUAAUGUA
Linum tenue is the source of this 278-nucleotide messenger RNA. Lineage: Eukaryota; Viridiplantae; Streptophyta; Magnoliopsida; Malpighiales; Linaceae. The record is from the annotation of a GenBank genome assembly.